Messenger RNA from Halichondria panicea, 1748 nucleotides. RefSeq lists its product as uncharacterized. The record is from RefSeq and is a predicted model, not a curated record. Lineage: Eukaryota; Metazoa; Porifera; Demospongiae; Suberitida; Halichondriidae. The transcript is spliced from 4 exons. The coding region runs from base 637 to 1005 and encodes 122 amino acids.
AAUGGACAAGUACCUAGCACACUCUGUAUCUGAAGCUGCAUCAGUUGCAUGGACCCAUUAUACAACUGCAGAGAGAGCAGAGCCACUGCUUGCGAGACUCCAUUAUCAAUCAGAUCUCAAUAACCUCACUAAAAGUGACAAUCUCAAUGCAAGAUGAGGUACCCACUGAUGCAUGACCAACCAAGCUCUGAAGAUGAACCAUUUGACCUCUACACGGCCCAGUGUCCCUAGUUUGUGAGCUCAACAAACAGGUGAUGAUGUCUCAAGCAUUAGCAGCAGAAGCCACGUUCAUUGCACAGCAAGCUACAUUUGAGGUACAAGAGCAGCCCCUCCCCCCAGAGGAUGAAGCCAGAGAAAUGCAAGCCCCCCCUGAAAAUAUUACGAUCGAAACUAUUGUAUCACAAGACACCACACGGCAGCAAAGUGAUGAAGUCAUAGCAACGCAAGACAACUCUUUGCAGUAUUUGGCCGAAUGUAUGGUUGGAAAAUUGCCAUGUGCUUGUGCUGCCGAGACAAGGUUCACAGAGGUCACUAGUAGAGUACAUCCAAUGGACACCACUAUAGACGAACCUUCACCCAAAGAUCCUACAAUGGAUACGGUAUUAUUGUCCGACACAAGGAGACCAAUUGUCAACGAUGUCAUUGCAAGUACUGCAGGUGAACAGUCCUGACCGUGUCUGGAUACAACAGCUGGCUGAGUACCCAGAGCAUGACCUGGAGGAGCUAUCAGUUGCCAUGACCACCAGUGACCCCAACACUAUGAGCAGAGGCGAGUUGAUGGUUGGACUGUAUUGUGCUGUGCUUGUGAGUGUUGGAGGCACUCAAGAGAGAGAAGAGGAUGGCUUCUACAGGAGAGCUAGAGUGACAGAGGUCAAUCGACCACACUACAUUGGACAGGCUAGACUGGAGCUGAUAGAUUGUGGCUCAACGAUGCACAGUGUGUCACUCCUCUACAAGCUCCCCCACGGACUGAGAGUGGGCGUGGUCCCUCCCCACGGCUAUUGACGGCCUCUACUCAACAUUCAAUCACGGAGAGGAAUGGUUCCCACUGGACAAACAGCUACUAUAGAAACACCUACGACACAAAAUGGUGUUUGCCAAGGUUACCAGGAAACCAUCCGGGCUACAAGUUGGUGUCGUCGAUAUCUACUAUGAUCGUGUUGGCAAGAACAGAGUAACUAACCUGCUCCUCACUAAAGGACUAUACCUCAGCUCCACCUCUCUGCUAGCCAAGACCACACCCACACCUUAAACCACCCCCUCACAAGCAGUGACCACUCCCCCACGAUCAUUACUAUUUUGGUUCAGUUACCUACUAAAGAAAUCAAAACAAUUCAUGACCCUCAAAACAGAAACUAUUUGUGCACUAAAGAGACAUCAUCAAUGUCAGCUGUACUAGCACCGACAAACUUGUUUAAUGGUGUCAAAGUGUCUACUUGUGAGAAAGGAGAUUGUAAGGAAGCUGCCAAUUGCUGGUAUCAAGAUGCCCCUCUGGAGAGAGCCUCGUUAAGCGGGGAGGACUCCUGGUCUAACGAGUCUGAUGAGUGCUGUCAUAGCGACCGUCGUCUGAGCAGCAAGUCCCUAGUGUUGACAAGUGAUUAUCAUUUGAGAACUGAAAAUUUUAACUGAAUGAUGACUGGACUAGCUAUUAUUAUAGCCUAACUGCAAAUAUUGUAUGACCAUAGAUAUGGUAUGACUGUGAAGAAGUGUGGGUGUAUCUCAGUUACAUAUUUUCGCGAGUAUUAAUU